Molecule: messenger RNA, 1338 nt
Organism: Meleagris gallopavo (turkey)
Lineage: Eukaryota; Metazoa; Chordata; Aves; Galliformes; Phasianidae
Source: RefSeq, a predicted model, not a curated record
UGAGGAGAGGCUGAGAUGUGCUCACUGCCUGACUUUGCUCUCCUCCACCUCUCACAGAACUGCCGGUGCAGGAGGGCAUCACUCCGUCCGCCACGACUGAGCUGCGGAUAUGCGACCACGUCGGGGGAGUCCGGUGGUUCUGUAGGCAAAAUCAUUGGUGCCAGCGUCUUGUUUGUGGGUGGAGGAGUAGGGGGAACCGUCCUGUAUGCCAGCUACGAUCCGCGCUUCCGGGAGAAUGUAGAGAAAGCCAUUCCCUACUCUGACAAACUGUUUGAGAUGGCACUCGGUCCUGCACCUUACAGUGUGCCCAUGCCAAAGAAACCGAUACAGCAAGGUCCACUGAAGAUCUCAUCCGUAGCAGAAGUAAUGAAAGAAUCCAAACAGCCUGUUCCCAAAUCCCAGACAAGCCAAACAGAAGCUGUUGCUCCUCCAGAGGAAAAAGAAGCAGGCACAGCUGCAGCACAGAUCAUCUCUGCAACAGGAGUAGCCAUGUCGGUGCCAGCUCCAGGGAUACAGACUGAAGAAGAUAAAGAACAUGAGGAUUCCCAUGCUAUAAAGGAACGAUCACCAGAUGAAGUUGCAGCUCGUCUUGCCCAGCAAGACAAAGAGGAGCAAGAGAAGAUCUCAGCCCUUGCAGCAACACUGGAAGGAGCCCUGAGCUCUACGGCUCGUAUAACACUUCAGGCAAUCACUGCGCAGGAAUCUGCUGUGCAAGCAGUGAAUGCUCACUUGCAAAUACUGAAGGAGGCAAUGGACGACUCAGAGACUGCUGGGGAGAAAAAAUCAGCUCAGUGGCGCACUCUGGAGGAGGCUCUGAAAGAUCGAAGGAGAGCAGUGGAUGAAGCUGCUGAUGUCCUUCUGAAAGCCAAAGAGGAGUUAGAGAAAACAAAAGGUGUAAUUGAGAAUGCCAAGAAGUCUCAGAUCCCAGGAGCCAAAUCUCACAUUAUUGCUGCAGAGGAAAACCUUCAUCAUAUGAUAGUUGACUUGGACAACGUAGUGAAAAAGGUUCAGGCAGCACAGUCUGAGGCCAAGAUCGUGGCUCAGUAUCACGAACUUGUGGCUACAGCAAGAGAGGAGUUUCAGCGAGAACUUGACAGCAUCACCCCUGAUGUGCAGCCGGGCUGGAAGGGGCUCAGUAAGUCUUGGGUGAUGGCAGUGAAGUAACCAUGGAGCAGUUCAUAGAGCAACUGUAACACAGUGUCUGCUUUCAGGAUUCCCUGAUUCUGAGCUCCCUGAUUCUUUUUAGAUAACUGAAAGAGCGAAUUCACUGCUCUUUACAUACUUUACUUAUCCUGGUAUGUUAGUUCUAAAUGAGAGUGACACAAGAGCUGAUCUGGA